Saprolegnia parasitica CBS 223.65 is the source of this 975-nucleotide messenger RNA. RefSeq lists its product as hypothetical. The record is from RefSeq and is a predicted model, not a curated record. Lineage: Eukaryota; Oomycota; Saprolegniomycetes; Saprolegniales; Saprolegniaceae. Bases 102 to 926 code for a protein of 274 amino acids. The transcript is spliced from 3 exons.
UCUUCUCGCCGUCGCACUACCCGCCAACGUCGACGGAGUUUUACAUUGCCCAGCUCUUGGAGCGCCUCGUGGCGUCGUCCGACAUUAGCGCAGGUCAGCAAAUGGCGCUCAAGACGCUCAUCAAGAAGCAAGAUGCACGUCUGUUUGCGGCCGCCGCGUCGUUUCAGCGUGACGGCGACAAAACAGCGCUCGUUCCCGUGCUGCACGACCUCUGCGGGGUCUUGAACUGGGAAGCCAACCACCAAAGCAUCCUCUACACGUGGAUUGUGCCGCUCGAGCAAAGCGGGCGUGGCGCGGGGCUGCGCGACCUCUGGGACGCCAACGACCCGCGGCUCAUGGCGGCGUACUUUCUCUUCCUCGAGGACCGGAACGAAGACGACUUUAUCGACACGCUUGUCCGACUGGCGACGACUUCUGCAACCACCGACACGGCGGCGGCCAAGCAUGCGCUCGACGAGCUCGUGACGGCCGGGCGUCUCAGCCAGGACGUCGAAGAGCAUUUGGCGCCCGAGGACCCGCGCGUCCUCGCCGCCCUGGACGUGUACGCCGACAGCCUCGACAUUCCCGACUUGGUCGAUACGCUCGAGCGCAUCGCAUCGCCUGACGCGACGGUCGCCAGUUCGCCUUUUAGUCCACGCACCACCGACAAGGAUGACGGCGACGACGACGAGAAGCGUGUCAUCGACGUGUCGGCGAUGGAAAAGCAGAUCUUACACCUCGUGUCCGAGCUCGACUUGCCGGAAGACGAGCUGCUCGCACUCAAAAGUGCUCUCGUUGAGAAUGACGUCGUCGUCCAAGCCGCGAUUCAGGUGUUUGAGGCCGAGAAGGACGAAGAGGACUUUAAGGACACGCUCCGACGCGUCGCUCGGCACCGCGCGAGUGCGUCCGAAGCCGUGCCGGCUGCCGAGAUGCUGAUCGAGACAUAGCCGUUUUUGCUGCUAAGCACGCACAAGAAGCUCCGUUUGUCAUCGUGCC